AUGAGGAAACAUGAAGGGUUCAUGAAAAGGGGUAACACAAGCAGAGAUGCCAAUGGCACCGACCUGUGUCAUGGUUGCAGAAAAUCAGGACAUUUCAUUAGAGACUGUCCUAUGCAGAAAGGAGAAUACAGGAACUACGACAAGAGAGCUGCAACUGACUAUGUUGUGAAGAGAGCACUUGUUGUAUGGAGAAACUCUUCAAGCGACUCAGAGGAAUCGGAUCAUCCUGAAAAUACAUCUAUGAUGGAUGUGAAGGAUGAUGAUGAGAUGUUCAAUUCCAUGUUUGCCUUUAUGGAAAAACCUGAUGAUGAAGCAGACAAAGAGGGGAUAUGGGAAAGUUUCAUAUGUGGCGCUAUAGAUGCAUUGCCACCUGAUCAGUUUGAGUAA
Messenger RNA from Solanum dulcamara, 387 nucleotides. RefSeq lists its product as uncharacterized. The coding region runs from base 1 to 387 and encodes 128 amino acids. Gene Ontology annotation, molecular function: zinc ion binding; nucleic acid binding. The record is from RefSeq and is a predicted model, not a curated record. The transcript has 3 exons. Lineage: Eukaryota; Viridiplantae; Streptophyta; Magnoliopsida; Solanales; Solanaceae.